Molecule: messenger RNA, 3884 nt
Organism: Brassica napus (rape)
Lineage: Eukaryota; Viridiplantae; Streptophyta; Magnoliopsida; Brassicales; Brassicaceae
Product: ammonium transporter 1 member 4-like
Exons: 3
Coding region: 2272-3777 (501 amino acids)
Biological process (GO): ammonium homeostasis; ammonium transmembrane transport
Cellular component (GO): membrane
Molecular function (GO): ammonium channel activity
Source: RefSeq, a predicted model, not a curated record
GUGUGUGUAUGAACCGAGCACCUUUUCGGUAGUGUUUUGGCCUGUUAGUGGGCGGCGAGUGUGCACCUCGCUAGGACCAUUGUUUGUUGCUUGAGUACUUUAGGUACUGUGUUUGACAUGCAUUAGAAUUAAAUUAUAUUUAUUCGGAGUGCUAUGUCCGGGUCCAUGGACUUCGGGGUAGCAUCCCAUACCUCGCUGAGCGAUUCCCCUGUCGCUCACCCCUCAUUCUUUCCCCCUUUUAGGUGAGACCGAUGAGCAGGAGUGAUUAUCGGACCGGUGCUAUUGGGCUUUUGGGCUUCUAUCGCUUUUACCGCUUUUAUCUUUAUCGGGCCUUUAGGCCUUUGGACUUUUAUCGUCUAUGUUAUUCCUAUUUCAGACUUUCGGUUUAUAUCGUAUUUUAUAUUUCAGAUGUUAUCGAUGUUGGGCUUUUAGGCCUUUUGUUACCGUAUUGACUUUUAUAUUAUAUGAAGAUUAUUAUUAUUUGAGUUGUAUUAUUAUUUUAUUUCCGCUUUUAUCAAUUUAUUAUAUUUUGAAAGUGGCGGGUGUCACAAAAACUUUCGAUGAAUGAUAUCAUUUAUCUUAGUUCAGACGAGGAGGAUGAUGAAAUAGUCGACCACACUGAUGUGUUUGACGAUGAGAAACCGAACCUUACUGGUCAUCGGAAACCAGUUUCCUCGAAUGUGAUGGUGGAGGAAGAGGACGACGAUUGUGUAGUCUUGGAUGGUGAUCCUUACAAGACGAAGGAGAAGGAGACUACAUUUCACACAUGUGAAACUGAUGAUGAUAUCCUCGUACUAGGGCAAAAGGGUGAGAUAGCAUGUAGAGACUUCCCACAUCCACGACAUGCCUGCGCUAAGUACCCUUUCAAGUCGACAUCACACGACCAGUACUGUGACAUGUGUCACUGUUAUGUUUGUGACAUACGUGCUCCAUGUCCUCACUGGUGCAUAGGUAUCCCCGCCUAUGAUCACUGCCAUGCCAAUGAUAAAGAUCAGAUAUGGAAGAAUCAACGCAAAUGCGCCAGGACCGGAAAUGUACUUCCACCUCAAUCUAUGCAACAAAACACUUGGUAUUCCUCUGUAAACCAGUUUGGGCCAUCUACUAUGGUUGCGUCUCGCCCAAACACGUACAUAAGUUCUGGUUACAGACCCGAGCAACCAAGGACCUUUCCGCAAAAUCUACAACCUCGUGCUCCUCAGCUAUACCAAAACCAAUACGGUUGGUUUAAUAAUGGUAACCCAAUCCCCCAAGUGUUCUCGUCCAGAUCGCUCACAUGGACUCAAAGGCCAAGUGUAGGAGCUACUCCUGUGGAAGUUGCUCAAGGCUUUCCGUAUAACCGUUACGUUACUCCUCCCACGGUUUUACAAGGCAAUUCACAGCAGACGUUUGCUGAUUAUACUCUAACAUCAUCUCACACUAAUGGUUACGCUAGAAAAUGUAGCUGGCCAAAUGCAGUUCCGUGUGGAACUCCUAAUCCUCCGGCGAAUCAGCAGCAACAACAACAACAAAGAAGAAGUGUCAACAAAGCACUGUCGGAGAUUGAAGACUGGCUCAUGGACAUUGGACAGUAUUGACCCGGCUUGUCCCUUGUCUGGUCAAUCCAAUUCUACGACAUUCCAAUUCGGUUUCGAAACCUUCUUUGGAUGAUUUGAACAUUAGGAUUGUCUUGAUUUUCAUAAUUUAUUAAAAUUUAGAAUUAGUAUGUACAUAGGUAGUAUUAGCCAAGAGCUUUUUGGUUAGGACGUUAAGUUUACGAAAACAUUUCGUUAUCAGUCUUUUAUUUUUAUAUAUUUGGACUUAUUUCAAUAUCAAUCUAAGUGCAUUAUCUUUUGAUUGAUUAAACAUGGUACCGUUCAAGUUUGUAACAAAAAUAAAAUAGAUUCCGUCAUUUGUUUAUGGUAAAUCACCCAAUAAAGAAGUAAAUUUCAAAAAAUAUAUAUGGUCAAGAUCUUUGCACAAAAGAAAAUAUACAGUCCACAGAUUACAAAUACUUCAUUUUUGGGAACUUUAAAAACAAUUUCCUUUGAAAAAAGUGCGGCAUUCCAUAAUUUUAGUGAAGAAAAGUCAAAUAAACAUUAAUAAUGGAAAAUCAGUUACCAGAAUCUUGAAUUUAAAAAAUAUUCCUUCAGUUUAUAAUUAUUUUCUGUUAAAUAAAGAAAGAUUCAAUUCUCUAAAAGAUUCAAACAGAAUCUCGAGAAUCUCUCAGCCUUCCCCUUCUAUAAAAAGACUAAUAACCUCUCUCACAUUCUUCUUCAUUUCUAAAUUCCACCAAUGGCGUCGACUCUCUCUUGCUCCGCCUCUGAUCUCAUCCCCUUACUAUCAGGCGGAGCCAACGCCACCGCCGCAGCCGCCGCCGCAGAAUUCAUCUGCGGGAGAUUCGAAACGAUCUCCGGCAAAUUCACCGACGCGUCUUACGCUAUAGACAACACUUACCUCCUCUUCUCCGCGUACCUCGUCUUCGCAAUGCAGCUCGGCUUCGCCAUGCUCUGCGCCGGCUCCGUCAGAGCCAAAAACACGAUGAACAUAAUGCUCACGAACGUCAUCGACGCCGCCGCCGGAGGUCUCUUCUACUACCUCUUCGGCUUCGCCUUCGCCUUUGGCUCUCCGUCCAACGGCUUCAUCGGAAAACACUUCUUCGCCAUGAGCGGCUUCCCGAAGGCUUCGUUUGAUUAUCCUUACUUUCUUUAUCAGUGGACGUUCGCCAUCGCCGCCGCGGGGAUCACCAGCGGGUCCAUCGCCGAGAGGACGCAGUUCGUUGCGUAUUUGAUUUAUUCGUCUUUCUUAACCGGGUUGGUUUACCCGAUCGUGUCUCAUUGGUUCUGGUCUAGCGACGGUUGGGCGUCUCCAACUAGAGCUGAUAACCUUCUGUUUCAAUCAGGGGUGAUUGAUUUCGCUGGAUCCGGCGUCGUUCACAUGGUUGGAGGGAUAGCCGGUUUAUGGGGAGCGUUAAUCGAAGGACCGAGAAUCGGCCGGUUUGAGAAUAGAGGUAAACCGGUUACGUUGCGUGGUCAUAGCGCGACGUUGGUUGUGCUUGGUACGUUCUUACUCUGGUUCGGUUGGUACGGGUUUAACCCCGGUUCGUUUGCGAUUAUUAACAAAUCUUACGGUGCGUCUCCGGGAAGUUCGUUUUACGGACAGUGGAGCGCGGUCGGGAGAACAGCUGUUACAACUACUUUAGCUGGAUGCACGGCGGCGUUGACGACUCUGUUCGGGAAAAGACUUAUUGAUGGUUAUUGGAACGUGACUGACGUGUGUAACGGUUUGCUAGGCGGGUUUGCCGCGAUAACCGGCGGUUGCUCGGUUGUUGAACCUUGGGCGGCGGUUAUCUGCGGGUUUGUAGCUGCAUGGGUGCUAAUGGGAUUCAACAAGCUAGCUGAUAAGUUGAGAUACGACGAUCCUUUGGAAGCGGCUCAGCUUCACGGUGGUUGCGGCGCGUGGGGGAUUAUAUUCACCGGUUUGUUUGCGGAUAAAACGUAUGUUUCAGAGAUCUUUGGAGGCGAUCCGAACAGGCCUUACGGGCUAUUGAUGGGAGGGGGAUGGAGGUUGCUUGCGGCGCACGUUGUCCAGAUUGCGGUGAUUACGGGGUGGGUUAGUGCGACGAUGGGGACUUUGUUUUUCGUGUUGCAUAAGCUGGAGCUGUUGAGGAUACCGUCGGAGGAUGAGAUCGCCGGGAUGGAUCCGACGAGUCAUGGCGGGUUGGCUUAUAUGUACACUGAAGAAGAGAUCGGGAAUGGGAUUAUGGUUAGGGAGAUGGGUCGUGAAAAUGAACAUGUAUAAUUAGGUGUUCUUUAGUUUCUUCAUUUUAAUAUAGCUACUCUUUGGUCUCUGAUUGUAUAUAUUUGCUCCUUUUGCAUUGGAGUAAAUUGUUCUAGUUCGGCUGUUUA